AUGAUGGUGAGUAGCGUUUCAUGCUUCGCUCAUUCAGACACAAUCCACCUGCAUCUGUCUAGUUAUCAGUGCAUAUGUGUUACCAAAUUGCAUGAUUUGGUAAAUAUAUGCUGUUUCUAUCCAGAUCGACGCAUUAUAUUUCAAAUAAAAUACGUUACAAAGUCCACCGUUAUCAUGAUGCUAACAAGUAGCUAACUAACUAGCGUCUCCUCGCAUCAAUUGGGCGUACCGGUAUUCUUACUAGCUAGCGACGCUCUGUACCGUUUGUUCAUAGAUAGCUAAACCCAAAAAAAUCUAGGUGCAUUAGUAAUAUGCUAACAUGGGUUUGAUAGUUCAAGUGUAAACCCAUGUAUAUUGUUUCAUAGUAGUCACCGCGUCUAGUUAGGUAAAGUAGCUAAGUUACGUCCUGGCUUUGUCCGUCAACUUGUGCUAACGUUACUAGCUUGCUUGGUCUGGUUGUCGGUCAUGGCUUGAAGGGAUCCAGCUUUUGUGAAAUUUAACGCCAGAUUUGAAUUCUCGUAGCAGGUUAGAAUUUAUACAGCAGGUUAGGAGAAGAAAAGGGUUAGUUAAAAUGCAAAAAAAAAACAAUAACUUGACGGUAAUUUGACAUGGUGGACCCCUUCUAGCCAUGUGCUAACGCUACUAGCAGCAGUAGUAGCUAGCAAGGAGUGGUUGUCGGUCUUGACAGCAUUGUGGCGCAUCAUAUUUGGUUAGAACAGUCGAGAACCUUCCCGCUAGGCUAGUUGGCGAGUUAUCUUUCCCAGAUGCGCUUUCUAAGCAUGUUUUGAUUAUUGACAAACAUUGGAAGGCUAGCCCCUUAGAUACUGAAUAAGUUAUUUUAUGCUGGUCCGGGUUGAACCGGUCAAAACCUCAAAACCAAAGGCCCGUCAUGUCAUCGGGAGAGGGGAGCGCCCUUGGCCUUUCUCAAAUUAAACCGUAAUCUUCGCAGCUCGGUCAUUUUGUCAAGGCAGCAUGGUGCAUCGUCCAGAAACGUCACUUUGCUCAAACUGAUCCUCUCCAACAGCCUCAAUCCCUGAUCAUCGGAGGUUAUAAAAAUGGGGCGAUUAGAACAGUUAAAGGGGAGAGACUAUGAACCCAGCCUGAAAACAUAAAACGUUUCAAAAUCACAAUAUAACUUGGAAAAAAAGAGCGUGCCAAUACCCUGCUGGGACGUUCUUUCCACACAAUAUAUUUAGCAACACCUGCAAUUUAGCAUUAGCUUAUAAACGGAAAGACAGCAUAGACAGCCAUCUGAAAUAAAUGUAAAUGCUUCUACCUUAGAAGGUUGUGGAGAAUAUAGUCAGUCUCAUCCUUAAGUAACAAGACCACAUCAAUCAACAACAGUAUUUCACAAGGUAUUUGUUGUCUGUUCUUAACAUCAAAUUUUAUUCCUCACAUGCGCGGAAUACAACCAGUGUAGACCUUACCCUGAAAUGCUUACUUACAAGCCCUUAACCAACAAUGCAGUUCAAGAAUGAGUAAAAAAAAUAUUUACUAAAUAAACUAGAGUACAAUAAAAUAACAACUCGGCUAUAUACAGGGGGUACCGGUACCGGAUCAAUGUGCAGGGGUACAGGUUAGUCGAGGUAAUUUGUACAUGUAGGUAGGGGUAAAGUGACUAAGCAUAGAUAAUAAACAGCAAGUAGCAGCAGUGUAAAAACAAAGGGGGGAGGGGGGCCAUUUGAUUAAUUGUUCAGGAGUCUUAUUUAAAAAAAUUUUUUUAGUCAUUUAGCAGACGCUCUUAUCCAGAGCGACUUACAGUUAGUGCAUACAUUUUUCAUACUGGCCCCCCGUGAGAAUCGAACCCACAACCCUGACGUUGCAAACACCAUACUCUACCAACUGAGCUACACGGGACUUGGCUUGUGGGUAGAACCUGUUAAGGAACCUUUUGGUCCUUGACUUGAAGCUCCGGAGCUGUGUGGUAGCAGAGAGAACAGUCUAUGACUUGGGUGACUGGAGUCUUUUUGGGCCUUCCUCUGACACCGCCUAGUAUGUAGGUCCUGGAUGGCAGGAAGCUUGGCCCCAGUGAUGUACUGGGCCGUACGCACUACCCACUAUAGCGCCUUAUGGUCUGAUGCCGCACAGUUGCCAUACCAGGCUGUGAUGCAACCGGUCAGGAUGCUCCCGAUGGUGCAGCUGUAUAACUUUUUGAGGAUCUGGGGACCCAUGCCAAAUCUUUUCAGUCUCCUGAGGGGGAAAAGGUGUUGUCUUGCCCUCUUCACGACUGUUUUGGUGUGUUUGGACCAUGAUAGUUUGUUGGUGAUGUGGACACCAAGGAACUUGAAACUCUCGACCCGCUCCACUACAGCCCUGUCAAUGUUAAUGGGGGCCUGUUCGGCCUGCCUUUUCCUGUAGUCCACGAUCAGCUCCUUUGUCUUACUCGCAUUGAGGGAGAGGAUGUUUUCCUGGCACCACACUGCCAGGUCUCUAUGGGUAUGAUGGGCAUUUUUUAUAUCAGAAAAUGUAGUGUGGGGACUUUUCAGAACACAAAUGGCUAGCCUAGUUUCAUUUGCUAUAAAAAUAACAAUCCAUGAACAUCUCCAACUCUGUUUAGACCGCAGUAUUUGGAGAGAUGCGCUUCUCUGCCUCCACAAAGCGCGUAAAAGCUCAGGUACUCUGAAUGAUAUUCUGACUCUUGGGGCUGACCCCAUUUAGUCAAUUGUUUGGUCUAUAGGCUGUUGGUCAACCAAUAUUGGGGGGGGGGGGGACGUUUAUCUAGAUCUCUGGUUCCCUCUUGAAUCAUUUGUCUUAAUUAUUUAAUCAAACAGUGCGCUUAAAGCCAGAUGUAUUGACUCUCGUCACAUGACUUUGAUUCGAGUGACUCGAGUCACAAAUUUGAGACUCAACUUGAUAGAAAAUACAAUUUAAGUAGGCUACAUAUAGCCGACCAUAUAGCCAACCAUUUCUAUUCUAUAUUUAUACCUUUGCUUAUUUGAACUGGUCACUAACAUGGGCCUACGGCAUUGCACCAAAUUCUUGUUUCAAAAACUUAUCUGUGCUUCAGAACAGGAAGCUGCGCGUGUUGUUGACCAGUCAUCAGCAUUGGUGUGCAAUGGUGGCGCACAUAUCCAGAUUAGUGACCAGAAAGCGCUCGUUUAAUUUAUGCCUUGCAAAAAAAAAAAUGGUUAGCCUACCUACAUUAUUAUCCAUAUAAAGUACAGUUUAGCAAUCUGCUACGGACGCAUCUUUGCCACAAUAGGCUACUUUAUUUGAUCAUAUUUCAAAUGGGUCUAUUUUGUGUGUAACAGGGCUUGACAUUAACGCUUCCGGGGGGGCAAGUCAAAAUAAUUGCCGGACAAGCAGAUUAGAAAUUGUCGUCCGGCUGGACAAGUAAAAUAAAAUCACGCGAAAAUCACUGUAAAACAAUUAGGCUUCUCCGAUCAGAAUUGUAUCUGUUUCCUUUGGGAGGAGAGUGCAUUACAAAGCGCAUUGGAGUAUAAUUAUUGUUGGCCUGCAUUGACAGGCACGAGCGGUCUUUCAAUCAUGCAGUUUUUGGUCUGCAAUGAACAUCCUGGUAAAGUCAUGGUGUGUGCAUCACCUGUGUGUUUGCCAGUGGGUCGUUGCCAGAGAGGGAGAGUGAGAGACAUUGCCUAGCAGAUUAAAUAUACGGUAUAUGAUAUAGCCUACAACAGACUAACUAGAAAGCCAAUUCAAAACAUAUUGUGUAGUUUGGAUGGUUCUCGCGAGUUAGCUAUUAGCAUGUAUUAAUGCCAUUGUCAUGUCCGAUGUCCUAAAAUAAUUUUCCACCAGCACUCAUGUAGGCAAUAACCGCAAAUGGCCGACACGCAGGUGUGCAGUGGAUGAAACAAAUGCUGCAUACUCGGGUUGGAAAACCAUCUCUCAAGUGCCCCAAAAAACAAAAACGCAUGGCCCUAGGAAUGUGGCAUCACUUGAUCCAGCAAGCUACCGGUAAUGUUAGUUGUGUGACAAGUAAGAGGACAAAUCUUGACGGAUGCUGCUAGCUAACUGCUAGUGGCUACACUUUGAGGAUCAAAAGCGUCACACCCAAAUUCUGUCACGUGGACCGCGCAUCCUGUGCACGGAAAUCAAGUUGCUUUGGAUAAGAGCAUCUGCUAAGCUAAAUGACUAGAAUGUAACGUAAGUGUCUCUGCAGCCUAACUUUCUCUUCUUGCCUCAAUUAAAAAAAGUGACAUAAGAAUCUUUAAAUCCUUUUGAGUGCUGACCCUCUACAAAUGAAAUGAAACUCUCUCCACCCCUCCAUCCCAUUGCUGCCUCUCCACUCUUAGCCAGGGCGAACUUGUCUGCAUAAAGACUAUAAUAAUAAUAAUAUGCCAUUUAGCAGACGCUUUUAUCCAAAGCGACUUACAGUCAUGCGUGCAUACAUUUUUGUGUAUGGGUGGUCCCGGGGAUCGAACCCACUACAUUGGCGUUACAAGCGCCGUGCUCUAACAGCUGAGCUACAGAGGACCACUAUAAUGUAGACGUCUGUCUCCAGCCAACAUGGCUGUCUUGCUUACCUCUCCUCCCCCCUCUCCUCUCUCCCUGUAGCCCACACCGGUUAUCCUGCUGAAGGAGGGGACAGAUACGUCUCAGGGCGUCCCCCAGCUGAUCAGCAACAUCAAUGCCUGCCAGGUCAUCGCCGAGGCCGUCCGCACCACCCUGGGGCCUCGCGGCAUGGACAAACUCAUGGUGGACGGCAGAGGUGAGAGGGGUGGAGGGGGAACAUGGCCUGCAGUAGUUGGACACUUGUUUUGCAAUGAUACUGAAGGCAUGUGUGGGAUGUCUCCCUCAGGUAAAGCCACCAUCUCCAACGACGGGGCGACCAUCCUGAAGCUGCUGGAUGUGGUUCACCCUGCUGCCAAGACCCUGGUUGACAUCGCACGCUCCCAGGAUGCCGAGGUUUGCCUGUCUCUUGUUUGUCUCCUGUCUGUCCCACUUUCAUACUCUUUCCUCCCGUUCUAGUGUUAGUCUAUUCGCUCCGCCUCCCUCUUAUUGGUGUUCAAAGUUUCUAUUCUCUCUCCAGGUGGGUGACGGUACCACGUCUGUGACCCUGUUGGCAGCAGAGUUCCUGAAGCAGUUGAAGCCGUACGUGGAGGAGGGUCUACACCCCCAGACCAUCAUCAGAGCCUUCCGCAGCGCUACGCACCUGGCCGUCAAGAAGAUCAGAGAGAUCUCUGUCACCGUCAAGAAGGACGACAAGAAGUGAGUUGGGAGUGUGUGUGUGUGUGUGAGAGAUCUUUCAAAGGGGAUGGAAUAAAGCAGAAGACAAGUUUCCGUUGGAUAUCAGAUUGAACAUAGUCUUCCUCUAGAGAACCUUAGGGAACUCUUGGUGAAGUAUGCCGCCACAGCCAUGAACUCCAAGCUGAUCACUGUCUACUCCCCCUCUUCUAACCAUCUCCCUCCCCUCACUCCCUCUAGAGAACAGAGGGAACUCUUGGUGAAGUGUGCCGCCACAGCCAUGAACUCCAAGCUGAUCGCAGGUCAGAGUUUUUGAAUUUUUUAUUGAACAACAGAAACAUAAGGUGUUGGAAUUUGCUUUACAAAUAACUUACAAUUAAUUCAUCUACAGCUUUUGUUACUACUGGUAGGGUUGCAACAUUUCUAAUAAAAAGAUAAUAAAUCCUAGUUAGAGGAUUCUGGAUUUCCUGCUUAUUCCUUCCUGAUUCUGGGAAUCUUCCAACCUGCUUUUCUCAAUCCUGGGAAUGUUUGGAAUGUUGCAACUCUUUAACUAUUGGUAGUUUUCAGAAGGAAGUAAGGGUAUUAAUGGGGUGUUAAGGUUCUGGUAUAAAGGUUGUAUUAAUGUUGUAAUUGAACCCGACCCCAGGUCAGAAAGAGUUCUUCAGUGAGAUGGUGGUGGAGGCCGUCAUGAUGCUGGAUGACCUGCUGCCCCUCAAGAUGAUCGGUAUCAAGAAGGUGCAGGGGGGAGCUCUGGAGGUAAGACUGGGACCUUAAGGGGAGCUCUGGAGGUAAAAUGGUGUUGUUCAUUUUGGUGAGGUGAGACUACAGGGCUGAGUCUCAAUAUAGUAAAGUGUCUCUACUCCAUCUUUGGGUGUAGUGCUGGGACCUAGGGUUCGUCUCUACAGUCUAAAGCAGGGUUCUUCUAUUCCGGUCCUGGAGGGCCGAAACACUUCUGUUUUUUAUUUCUACCUGGUAGUUAAUUGCACUCACCUGGUGUCCCAGGUCUGAAUUAGCCCCUGAUUAGAAGGAGAGGAUGGAAAAACAGAGGUGUUUCGGCCCUCCAGGACCGGAAUUGAAGAACCCUGGUCUAAAGAGUCUCUCUACUCCAUCUUUGGGUGUAGGGCUGGGACCUAGGGUUCGUCUCUCUCUACUCCAUCUUUGGGUGUAGGGCUGGGACCUAGGGUUCGUCUCUACUCCAUCUUUGGGUGUAGGGCUGGGACCUAGGGUUCGUCUCUACUCCAUCUUUGGGUGUAGGGCUGGGACCUAGGGUUCGUCUCUACUCCAUCUUUGGGUGUAGGGCUGGGACCUAGGGUUCGUCUCUCUACUCCAUCUUUGGGUGUAGUGCUGGGACCUAGGGUUCGUCUCUCUACUCCAUCUUUGGGUGUAGGGCUGGGACCUAGGGUUCGUCUCUCUACUCCAUCUUUGGGUGUAGGGCUGGGACCUAGGGUUUGUCUCUACUCCAUCUUUGGGUGUAGGGCUGGGGCCUAGGGUUCGUCUCUACUCCAUCUUUGGGUGUAGGGCUGGGACCUAGGGUUCGUCUCUCUCUACUCCAUCUUUGGGUGUAGUGCUGGGACCUAGGGUUCGUCUCUACUCCAUCUUUGGGUGUAGGGCUGGGGCCUAGGGUUCGUCUCUACUCCAUCUUUGGGUGUAGGGCUGGGACCUAGGGUUCGUCUCUCUCUACUCCAUCUUUGGGUGUAGGGCUGGGACCUAGGGUUCGUCUCUACUCCAUCUUUGGGUGUAGGGCUGGGACCUAGGGUUCGUCUCUACUCCAUCUUUGGGUGUAGGGCUGGGGCCUAGGGUUCGUCUCUCUCUACUCCAUCUUUGGGUGUAGGGCUGGGACCUAGGGUUCGUCUCUACUCCAUCUUUGGGUGUAGGGCUGGGACCUAGGGUUCGUCUCUCUACUCCAUCUUUGGGUGUAGGGCUGGGACCUAGGGUUCGUCUCUCUACUCCAUCUUUGGGUGUAGGGCUGGGACCUAGGGUUCGUCUCUACUCCAUCUUUGGGUGUAGGGCUGGGACCUAGGGUUCGUCUCUCUCUACUCCAUCUUUGGGUGUAGGGCUGGGACCUAGGGUUCGUCUCUCUCUACUCCAUCUUUGGGUGUAGGGCUGGGACCUAGCGUUCGUCUCUACUCCAUCUUUGGGUGUAGGGCUGGGACCUAGGGUUCGUCUCUCUCUACUCCAUCUUUGGGUGUAGGGCUGGGACCUAGGGUUCGUCUCUCUCUACUCCAUCUUUGGGUGUAGGGCUGGGACCUAGGGUUCGUCUCUCUCUACUCCAUCUUUGGGUGUAGGGCUGGGGCCUAGGGUUCGUCUCUACUCCAUCUUUGGGUGUAGGGCUGGGACCUAGGGUUCGUCUCUCUCUACUCCAUCUUUGGGUGUAGGGCUGGGACCUAGGGUUCGUCUCUCUCUACUCCAUCUUUGGGUGUAGGGCUGGGACCUAGGGUUCGUCUCUCUCUACUCCAUCUUUGGGUGUAGGGCUGGGACCUAGGGUUCGUCUCUCUCUACUCCAUCUUUGGGUGUAGGGCUGGGACCUAGGGUUCGUCUCUCUCUACUCCAUCUUUGGGUGUAGGGCUGGGACCUAGGGUUCGUCUCUCUCUACUCCAUCUUUGGGUGUAGGGCUGGGGCCUAGGGUUCGUCUCUCUAUAGUCUCAUUUCAUGGUGGGAAGACGAGCGGUGUAGGUCCUAGAGCCGGGGAAGGCAACUCUUUUGUUCCAACUAGGCACAACAUCUGACCAACUGAGCUAAUUGAUCAGUUCAGUGAUUGCCUAAAUUCAAUACACCUGGUCUUCCCAGUUGGUUAAAUGCCGUGGGUUGCCUACUCCUGUCCUAGUGUUAUCACUGUACAACCCAGUGUCCCGUCUGGUGUAAACAGGGAAAUUAUUGAUUCUAUUGCACUACCAUGUGGUCUGGAUCCUGCCAGAAGGUUUCAUUUAUUCCACCACCUAUUGCAGUCGGUCUCUACAAGAGACUAAUUAUACCUCUGUCAGAAGAGCCCUCCUCCUAUCUCUCUACCCUACCUCCUCUCCUCUCUCUCCUCUCUACCCCCCGUCUCGCCUCUCCUCAUCUCAAAAGCCUCUACUCUCUCUCUACCCUCCUCUAGACCCUCUCUCUCUCUCUUCUCUCCUCUACUCCUCCCCCUGCUCUCUCUUACCCCUCUCUAACCAAGAUGUACUAGAACACCCUCGAGGGAAAGAAAAAAAGACUCCCUCUCUCUCUCUCCCUCCUACCUGAAGAAAACGGAGAGAGACCCUUCUCUCUCUACACCCUCUCUCUCUCUUUCUCUCACCCUCUCCCCCUCUCUCUCUCUCCCUCUACCAUCCUCCCCCUGUCUCUCUCUCUCCCUCUACCCUCCUCCCCCUGUCUCUCUCUCUCCCUCUACCCUCCUCCCCCUGUCUCCUCUCCUCCCUCUACAGGAGUCUCACCUGGUAGCUGGCGUGGCCUUCAAGAAGACGUUCUCCUAUGCUGGGUUUGAGAUGCAGCCUAAACGCUACGACCAGCCCAAGAUCGCUCUACUCAAUGUGGAGCUGGAACUGAAGGCCGAGAAAGACAACGCAGAGGUCCGCGUCAAGUCUGUCGAGGUUAGUUAUCAAUCAGUCAAUAAAUACAUUUAGCGAUCAAUAACGGGGCAUUAUUAUAUCACUAAUGAUUUUGGCUCUGCUGUUGUCACUACAGACAAAGACAUAACUGCCACACGUUGCGAUCCUCUUUUAAAAUAUAUAUAUAUAUACAUACAGCUGCGGAAAAAAUUAAGAGACCACUACAAAAUUAUCAGUUUCUCUGGUUUUGACUAUUUAUAGGUAUGUGUUUGGGUAAAAAUAACAUUUUUUGUUUUAUUCUAUAAACUACUGACAACAUUUCUCCCAAAUUCCAGAUAAAAAUAUUGUCAUUUAGAGCAUUUAUUUGCAGAAAAUGACAACUGGUCAAAAUAACAAAAAAUAUGCAGUGUUGUCAGACCUCGAAUAAUGCAAAGAAAAUAAGUUAAUGUUCGUUUUUAAACAACACAAUAGUAAUGUUUUAACUUCAGAAAUCAGUAUUUGGUGGAAUAACCCUGAUUUUCAAUCACAGCUUUCAUGUGUCUUGGCAUGCUCUCCACCAGUCUUUCAUAUUGAUGUUGGGUGACUUUAUGCCACUCCUGGCGCAAAAAUUCAAGCAGCUCGGCUUUGUUUGAUGGCUUGAUCACAUUCCAGAAGUUUUCAAUGGGGUUCAGGUCUGGAGAUUGGGCUGGCCAUGACAGGGUCUUGAUCUGGUGGUCCUCCAUCCACACCUUGAUUGACCUGGCUGUGUGGCAUGGCGCAUUGUCUUGCUGGAAAAACCAAUCCUCAGAGUUGGGGAACAAAGGAAGCAAGUUUUCUUCCAGAGCAACCUUGUACGUGGCUUGAUUCAUGCGUCCUUCACAAAGACAAAUCUGCCCGAUUCCAGCCUUGCUGAAGCACCCCCAGAUCAUCACCGAUCCUCCACCAAAUUUCACAGUGGGUGCGAGACACUGUUGCUUGUAGGCCUCUCCAGGUCUCCGUCUAACCAUUUAGACAACCAGGUGUUGGGCAAAGCUGAAAAUUGGACUCAUCAGAGAAGAUUACUUUACUCCAGUCCUCUACGGUCCAAUCCUUAUGGUAUUUUGCAAACCUCAGCCUGGCUCUUCUUUGCUUCUCAGAGCUUUUUUCUAGCUUUGCACGACUUCAGCCCUGCCCCUAGGAGCCUGUUUCGAACCGUCCUCGCUGUGCACUUCACCCCAGCUGCCGUUUGCCAUUAUUUUUGUAGGUCACUUGAUGUCAUCCUACGGUUGUUGAGGGACAUUCGAAUUAGUUGGCGGUCAUCCCGGUUAGUAGAGAGUAGUUUUCGCCCUCUGCCGGUCUGUAGCUUUGUUGUCUCCAAUGUCUGCUGCUUGACCUUGUUCUUAUGAACCGCCGUCUUUGAAAUUUUAAGGAUGGAAGCAACCUGACGCUCACUGUAUCCCUCUGCCAGUAAAUCCUGAAUUGAACCCUUAUUUUCCUCACUCAAAACUUUCCUUUUCAACUCUUGGCAAGGUCAAUAGUUAUUUCUUGAUUAAUAUUACUUUUGAGGUACUAUUAGCACUGUUUUUGCCAUCCAGCUGGUCCUAUUGCAAGAGGAUAGUGAUGACCACAGCAGUGGUUUUUAUACUUUUCCUCGUUAAAUAAAAUUUGGUUCAUGUGAUCACCUAAUUCAGUAGAAUGAGGUGUGCCUGUGUUGGAAUUCAACAGACACUGGCAUGGAAUGGCUGUCGUACAUGUAGAGAUGCUGAUUUUAAGAAGACUUUGCAGUGGUCUCUUAAUUUUUCCCACAGGUGUGUGUGUGUGUGUGUGUGUGUGUGUGUGUGUGUGUGUGUGUGUGUGUGUGUGUGUGUGUGUGUAUAUAUACAUAUACAUGAGACGUGAUUCGUACCCACGUCACCAGUGAUGUGUGUGUGAUCUGGAGUCUUGGCUAACCACUACCGCCAGACACUAUCCUAAAGAUGGAGAGCCGGAACACAACCGUUCUAUUCACUCACACUGUCCCUGGAUGGCAUCUGAAAUAUGAAGAAUAUUAUUGACUAAGCCAUAGGAAAUACACUACCAUACACCAAAUGCUUUUGAAAUGAAUGAGGGAAGAGUUAAGUCUAGAGAAUUGGAAUGCACCUUUUCCCCCUCUGUCUGCUCUCCAGGACUACCAGGCCAUCGUAGACGCAGAGUGGAACAUCCUGUAUGACAAGCUGGAGAAGAUCUACAAGUCUGGAGCCAAGGUACGUAGCUAGCUAACGACGUUUCCCCUGGUUUACACGGCCUCUGGCAGUUGGUUGAAAGAGUUGCCAUGACUACGGCAGGCUAGCUUGCUGGCUGCUGAGGAUAACGUUAGACGAUGUUAGCUUUCAUGCUAGCAGACUUUUAGGACAUUUUUAAUUAAACGUAUCAAAACCCAACAGCAAUAGUACAUCUAGACUCACAAUUAUCUUUGUUUUUAAAACCAUGAAGAAAUCAGUUAUGGCUGAAAUGUGACAUGUUGCUGCUUUUUUUUUUUUUUUUAAGGUGGUCCUGUCUAAGCUGCCCAUUGGUGACGUGGCCACACAGUACUUUGCUGACCGGGAUCUGUUCUGCGCCGGACGUGUUCAGGAGGAGGAUCUCAAGAGGACCAUGAUGGUAGGGGACCGCAAUGCAACCACAGUGCAGUCAAGAUAUUUUGAUUUUUAAAACUGGGUUGUGUUCAUUAGUUGAAUGUCUUCCAAGCCACAGAUUUUUUUGUUUUGUUUGUUUCUCAUUCGAAAAGUUCACAAGUUAUUUGUCUGAAUUUAGAGCAACUGUCUGGAGUGGGAUUGUUAUCAAUAGCAUCUUAUAGAUGCUUCUUCUAUUGAUUUGUGCAUUUUUCUAGCUGUGUGUAUUCCUAAUGUGGUGUGUGAUGUGUCCUCCAGGCCUGCGGGGGCUCCAUCCAGACCAGUGUUGGCUCCAUGACAGACGACGUCCUGGGGCGCUGUGAACUCUUUGAGGAGGUGCAGGUCGGAGGAGAGCGGUAAGGGCUCCUAGGAGGAACACUCUUCAGUGUGUGUACCUCCCUUCAGGGAUGAAUGUUAAGCGAUCCAGAGGCUCGUACUUUUCAGACCAGGGGCCCAGUUUCCCAAAAGCAUCUUAAGGCUAAGUUCAUCGUAAGAACCUUUUGUAGGAGCAUCGAUAAAUUUGAGCUGUUUCCCAAAACCAUCGUUACUAAAGUUGCACUUGAAAACAGUUAUUUACCAACUGUCUUGGAAGACUUGUAGAACUGCUAAGUGCGCUGUUGGAUCAUUUUUUUGCCCUUCCAUGUUUUAUACACCAAGAUCUCCGCUAAACACAGAAUCAAGAUGUUUGUUUCUGUGACCGCCCCGAACAAAGUUGCCUACAAAUACAAAGUUGCCAAUGUCUUUGCAAUUGUUACAAACAAGCGAAGGAUAAAAUUAUGCUUCAAAUGAAAACCAAGAAGACUGCAUUAAGAGACCUACAGUAGGACUACAUAGACCUAUAUAUAUUUCAAUCACAUUAAAAUCAAUUUUGCUUUAAUUCAAUGAAUAUUUUGCCGUUUUGUAGGCUGUCUUAACUUUUGCCUCAAUAUAUUUCAUGAUGUGUGAAGUGCGCAUUGAUGUGCCAAAUUGACAUUUUUUUUGUACAUUUGGCCUAUUGUAGGUAGGCUAGAAUUAUCCGGCUCAAUAUUUGCAGCCGUAUGGGUGAUUUUAAUUUAUCUCUAGGAGUCUAGAAUUUAUCUCAAGUUAAGAAUUUGAAUUUGAAGGCUGAUCCGAGAGCAGCGCUGUCUUUUUUUGAUCCUAUCGGUAGGCUCUAACGACGCACUUGGCGAACGUUCUUUCUGCGCCGUGUUUUUGGGAAACCGCAUGUUACAUCUUCGGCCGCCGUGAGAACGAUGCAUCGUUAAAACACUCGUAAGCCUAAGUUCCAUCGAUAUCGGGAAACCGGGCCCUGGCUGGUAGAAAACGUCACUGGCCUGGCAGGUUAUUGUUUUCAAAUAUUGUAUAGCACAGAAUUGGGAGAAUGUCACCCGGACUAGUUUUAAAAUUGUGAUCUACUGCAUCUAAGCCCGUGUGUGUUUUUAAAUGUGCCCCCUCCCGCCCCCUCCAGGUAUAACUUCUUCAAGGGUUGUCCUCGCUCCCAUACGUGCACCAUCAUCCUGAGGGGCGGAGCCGAGCAGUUCAUGGAGGAGACGGAACGCUCUCUGCAUGACGCCAUCAUGAUCGUACGCAGAGCCAUCAAGGUAGGUUGACCCGCAGGCCACUGGACCUAAACCAUAGAGUUGGAUAGAGGGCACAUCCUAAAGCUAAAAAUGGUAUUUGGAAGCACGUGUUCCCUCUACCCAACUCUAUGACUUAAACCAAUGCCAUCCUUCUACAGUGAGCUGAUAUUUCAUCAGGGCUUGGGCUGGGUAACCAACCUAACCCAAGGCAUCUGUUUCACUGACUGUUCCCUAACUUGUCUCCACCAUCCAAGCUGGUGCAGUAGAGAUGGUCCUCUCAAAGUACCUGCGUGAUUAUUCCAGAUCAAUUCACUAACCUCUCUCUCCCUCAUCCCUCUCUCUUCUCUCCCCUCAUCCCUCUCUCUCCCCUCAUCCCUCUCUCCCUCAUCCCUCUCUCUCCUCUCCCCCCUGUCUCUCUCCCUCAUCCCCUCAUCCUCCUCUCCCUCCCCUGUCUCCCCUCCCCAUCAACUCAACCUCUCUCCCCAACUCCCUUCUCCUCAUCACACCUCUCUCCCCCAUCACUCUCCCCUCAUCCACCUCUCCACCCUCUCUCUCCCCUCAUACACUCUCCUCCCCCUCUCCCUCUCUCCACCCUAUCUCAUCCCCUCAUCCCUCUCCCCCUCCCUCUCUCUCCUCCAUCCCUUUCUCAUCCCCCUCUCCCUCUCUCUCCCUCUCCCUCUCUCCACCCUUUCUCCUCUCCCCUCAUCUCCUCGUCGUCGCCGGUCGUCGAUCUCCACCUCAUCAUCUCUCAUUCUCCCACCCUUCUCUCAGCCCCUCCUCUCCCUACGCUAACCUCUCAAUCAUCCCCACUUCCGUGUCCGCAGUCACCCACUCCAUAUGAACCACUGGGCAAGCGAGCUGCAUAGGUGACACCUCAAGACUCGAUUAUCCAGAAAACCAGUCCUGAACACACAUGACUACAUCGGCCUACCCAACCAUAACACAUACUCCCCAACACGCCACCAACAUCUGAACAAAGCUGCGGCCAAGCACGCACAGGUACACACACACCACACGCACUCACACACACACACACCAUAAACACACACCACACGCACUCACACACACACACACCAUAAACACACACCAUGCACUCACACACACCAUAAACACACACCAUGCACUCACACACACACACACACCAUAAACACAAACCAUGCACUCACACACACACACACACCAUAAACACACACCAUGCACUCACACACACCAUAAACACACACCAUGCACUCACACACACACACACACCAUAAACACACACCAUGCACUCACACACACACCAUAAACACACACCACGCACUCACACACACACACACACACCAUAAACACACACCAUGCACUCACACACACACCAUAAAACACACACCAUGCACUCACACACACACACCAUAAACACACACCAUGCACUCACACACACACCAUAAACACACACCAUGCACUCACACACACACACCAUAAACACAUACCAUGCACUCACACAUACACACCAUAAACACACACCAUGCACUCACACACACACACAAAAAGCACGCACAGGUAGACACGCGCACACACCCACACCACACACACACACACCAUGCACUCAUAGGUGGGUAGACAAUGGGCGCGUUCCAGCGGAUCACUUUAGUCAAGAUAUUGACCGUCGUUGGGCACCUUUCAGUGUGUUGCAUUAUGGGCAGGGGUGAAAGUAAGCCGGUCCGGUACAGUGUACCGGCAAAAUAAAUAGUGGGGGUAUGCGGUACCGUUAAAACAUGAGCCUAUCACAGGUAUGCCGUACCGUUUAAAACAUGAGCCUAUCACAAUAAUUAAAACAUCCUACAGUUUUCUUAGAACCUAUUUACACUAUUUAUCAAAAGCGAUUAGACUUAAACUUGUGGAAUACGCUCAAAUUAGGUGUGGUUCAACGAUAACGCUGACAUUUUGCCCAAGCAGAGAUGAGUGACCAAAGACGUGUGCUGACAGGACAGUGUAGUCCUCAAUUCAGUUUACAAGACUUGUGCCUAAAAGGAUAACAAUCACCUGACUGUCAUUCAGAACACUUUCUCUCUUUGCAUCAAAUGGCACUGUAUGGAUGCCAGAAUUAUUUUAGUGGAGCAGUUUAAUAGUUGGAAUAGUAUCUGAUGUCUGGACACUGACUGUAGGCCUCAUGUAGCCUAUUAUAAUGGUGGUGGUCCUCUGUAGCUCAAUUGGUAGAGCAUAGCGCUUGUAACGCCAGGGUAGUGGGUUCGAUCCCCGGGACCACCCAUACGUAAAAAUGAAUGCACGCAUGACUGUAAGUCGCUUUGGAUAAAAGCGUCUGCUAAAUGGCAUAUUAUUUAUAAUAUUAACUCCUAAAGAAAUAAGUGUUCUUCGCAGUAAAAUUAUAGACCAAAUGUUAGUUUUUGUUUUUGGGAACAGGAGUGGAGAAAUGAUUUAUUUUCAACACCUUGAGAGAAUGUGAUUGCGCGCUCAGGGCCCUGUUGUGGAGCCUAAACAUGCAAUUUCUUUCAACCACAUCAAAUAUGCACCCAAGACUAACUGAAAUACUAUCAGAAAACAUGUUGGAUUGUUUUCACAGCUUUUCAUUUCUUUAAAACCCGGUCAAACUUUCAUUUGGAAAUCUCCCUGGUCCCUGAACGUCCUCGCUCCAUGUUUAACUUUACAGAUGUCAACUGGAUCGUUGAUGAUGCAUUGAUCAGUCAUUGAUCAGUCAUUGAUGCAUUGAUCAGUCAUUCUAUGGAUUUCUGACCUUAUUCUGGUGAGGAAAGGCUUUAGUAUUCUAGACGAGCGUCAAGUAAUGACAGAAGAGAAGGGAUUGUAGCCAACCAAAUGUCAGCCUACUUUUAACAAAAUAAACGCUCGUAAUGCUGUUCCACCAUUCCUGAGUUAACCUGCCCAGGGAGCCUACAUCAGCCUUUUGAUGUAUUUGUUUGACAACAUUAAAAGGAUAUAUAUAUAUAUAUCUACAUUUGAAAAGUUAAAGGAUCAAUCUUUCCUAUUAGGCCCAUAGAGAUCCUAUUAAAUUAAUCGGGAUUCUAUGAUUAGGCCCAUUUAAAAGAGAAAGUGUGCACACUGGGACUAAAUUUACAUUUUAGUCAUUUAGCAGACGCUCUUAUCCAGAGCGACUUACAGUUAGUGAGUGCAUACAUUAUUUUUAUUUUUUCAUUAUGUCCCCCGUGGGAAACGAACCCACAACCCUGGCAUUGCAAACGCCAUGCUCUACCAACUGAGCUACAUCCCUGCCGGCCAUUCCCUCCCCCUACCCUGGACGAAGCUGGGCCGAUUGUGCGCCGCCCCAUGGGUCUCCCGGUCGCGGCCAGCUACGACAGAGCCUGGAUUCGAACCAGGAUCUCUAGUGGCACAGCUAGCACUGCGAUGCAGUGCCUUAGACCACUGCGCCACUCGGGAGAACCAUUCUCAUUAACUAUGGUUAUAACAACUGUCAGACUUGCGACUGACAUGUCGACUGCAUGGACUUAACAAAAACCUGCCAUUAGGGUGUUUUUGGUUGACCCACGCCAACGUGGCCAAAGACUUGACUGAAACGGGAACCAACUUUGCUGUGAUUCUAAAGCUACAGCGGAUGCAAAGGAAAGUGAUAUUUGGGACCUGUCAGUAACCAAUGAAUUGUACACACGUUAUGUUUCCAGUUUGAGUGUGAUAUACGGGUAUAGACAUGUUUUUUUUUUAAACAUUUUAUACAGAAACUUUUAUAACCAAUAGCAGCUAUGUUGACACUGCCGUGUUGACCUGAGCCUUGUUGUUGGAAAACCACUAGUGUCCGACUUUCUGCUGUCGCAGAUGCACCUGCACCGACUUCAAUCGCCGAUUUUCGUCUAUAGUCUGCUUCAUUAGGCUUACUGCUCCAACACACCCUUAUGAGAGAUCCACACACACACACACUAAUCUCUCUCUCUCUCUCUCUCUCUCUCUCUCUCUCUCUCUCAGGGUGGUAUGUGGUACGGUGUAGACGUAAACAACGAGGAUAUAGCUGAUAACUACCUGGCGUGUGUGUGGGAACCCUCCAUCGUUCGUAUCAACGCCCUGACCGCCGCCAGCGAGGCCGCAUGCCUUAUCCUCUCCGUGGACGAGACCAUCAAGAACCCCCGCAGUAGCGUAGAAGGGCCUCCAGGCGGCGGGAGAGGCCGGGGACGCGGGAGACCCCACGCUCACUAG
This is a messenger RNA of Coregonus sp. 'balchen', 16992 nucleotides long. NCBI's taxonomy places the organism in Eukaryota, Metazoa, Chordata, Actinopteri, Salmoniformes, Salmonidae. The record is from the annotation of a GenBank genome assembly.